CAGCGCCUCUGCCCGCACGCGAAAAUCCUCACGCCUAUAAAGCCCUGCCCCCCCUCACCUAGGGUUUCCUCUUCCCUCUUACAGCCGCCGCCGCAUCUCCCAGCCUCCCCGCGCUCGCCUCCGUCGCCGCUGCCGCCGCCGUUUCGCAGCCAUGGGUAAGGUGCACGGAUCGUUGGCCCGUGCCGGGAAGGUCCGCGGGCAGACGCCCAAGGUGGCGAAGCAGGACAAGAAGAAGAAGCCCCGCGGCCGCGCCCACAAGAGGAUGCAGUACAACCGGCGCUUCGUCACCGCCGUCGUCGGCUUCGGCAAGAAGCGCGGGCCCAACUCCUCGGAGAAGUAGGCGCCGCGAUGCGACGCCGUUCGGCUCGUACCGGUUCCUCACCCUUUCCGCUCUCAGUUUGCUUAUGCUCUUGCUGGUAGUAGUUUCGUUGUGCAAGCAGAGGAAGAACCUUUUGUAGUUUCAGCUUCGUUGUUCGUGUGAUGAGAUGGGAACUCGAGAUUAUAUAUGUCCCUCGUUAUUAAGAAUUUGAGAUAUGAUGAUAUGAGCCAAUGACUUUAUUUUGCUUC
Messenger RNA from Sorghum bicolor (sorghum), 567 nucleotides. Its product is annotated as 40S ribosomal protein S30. The record is from RefSeq and is a predicted model, not a curated record. Bases 152 to 340 code for a protein of 62 amino acids. Gene Ontology annotation, biological process: translation. Lineage: Eukaryota; Viridiplantae; Streptophyta; Magnoliopsida; Poales; Poaceae. Gene Ontology annotation, cellular component: cytosolic small ribosomal subunit; ribosome. The transcript is spliced from 2 exons. Gene Ontology annotation, molecular function: structural constituent of ribosome.